This is a messenger RNA of Carcharodon carcharias (great white shark), 1864 nucleotides long. It is a transcript of the gene zswim7, whose product is annotated as zinc finger, SWIM-type containing 7. Gene Ontology annotation, cellular component: Shu complex. NCBI's taxonomy places the organism in Eukaryota, Metazoa, Chordata, Chondrichthyes, Lamniformes, Lamnidae. The transcript is spliced from 6 exons. Gene Ontology annotation, molecular function: zinc ion binding. Gene Ontology annotation, biological process: double-strand break repair via homologous recombination. The record is from RefSeq and is a predicted model, not a curated record. Bases 135 to 578 code for a protein of 147 amino acids.
CAGAAUGCCGCGCGCGGCCUACAUCAGGCUGGAGCUUCAGAGUGGAGUUCGGGGUCUGGCGGUGUCAGGAGUGGAGGGAGACUCGGCUCAUCAAAUAUUAAAACGAAGAGUUGAGCAGAGACUGGGGGAUUGAGAUGUCAUCAGCAUUGGGCACCUUGCCAGUGGUGGCAGAAGAGCUCCUGAAGAAAGUGAAACAGGUUUACCAGGAAUUGUCACAAUUGACAGAUGAACUGCUUCUGGCAUUAAAGUUUGUCUUUGGCCCAGCUGCCCUGCAUGCCUUGGAGCUGGUGGAUCAACUUUCAGUAACACUUGUCCACUCCCCCAGUGGAAGAUCCCUGUACCAGGUAGAAGGAAGUUCUGGUCAGGUGUAUAAUUGCCUAAGCUCCUGCCUCUACUGCUCAUGUCCAGCAUUCAUGUACUCUGUUUUACGAAGGAAUGACAAUAUAUUGUGUAAGCAUAUUCUUGCUGUAUACCUGUGCCAAGCCAUGGGAGUGUACCACCAGCUGACAGUCUCAGACAAGCAACUCACCAGCCUUCUGCUGGCAAAGGACAAGGAGCCUGGAGCCACAGCACAUUAAAGGUCAUUAUUCUGGAGAAAAGAAAACCGCUGAGAGACAUAAAACUUUUUUUAUACAUGGUAUAUAAACCCAAGGACUGAUUUUUAGUGUCCCCUCGUUACAAAGCUUGAGUCGGCAGUACAGAAACAACUAAAACUGCGGACAAUGAGAACCAGCUGUUCUAUUAAAAAGAUAAAAUUUAGAUCCUUACUGUUGCUGAAGCAAUAGAAAUGUCAGAUAGAAGGAGACAGUGCUGUUUCAAGCACCCUGGAAUUGAAAAGACCUCGUUAUUUCCAAACAACUCGCCGACUGUGUAACCCAGCACCCAAGGCCAAAUGUUGCUGAAAUAAACAUGGCUGCCUACAGUCUUCGCUACUUUACUCCUAAACUAUACAUAAUCUAGGCUGACACUUCAGUACAGCACUGAGAGAAUACUGCGUUGACGGUGUUGUCAUCUUUCAAAUGAAGCAUUUAGCCAAGGCCAGUAAAAAAUCCUGAAGCAUUAUUUGAAGAAGAGCAGGAGCAUUCUCUUGCCCAGAAAUGUUCACUCAAAGAACACUACCAAAAACAGAUUCUCUGCUCAUUUAUUCAUUUGCUGUUUAUGGCAUCUUGCUUACAAAUAUUGACUUCCACAUUUACUUCAAACUCAAAGUAAUUAAUUGGCUUCGUUGCAAUUUGGGACAUCUUGAGGAGGUGGAAAAGUGCUACAAAAUGCAGCUUCUUUACUUCUUACUACAUUGUUCUGUGUGUAUUUUGGCAAGUUUAUUUUAUAAUUAUCUGUAAUAAUGUUUUGUUUUCAGUGUUUCAAUUGCGUAUUCAGCCAUCACAUGGCAGGUACAUGUCAAGUCAUGCAGUGCUUACUCAAGCAGCUGCCUGCUUGUUAAUUGUGACUGCCACAACCCCUCCAUCUCUCUGCAGCAUGGAAGCAGUGAUUGAGUCAACCAAAUGUGAAAAGUGAACACACUGUUUUGGUAGAUGCGGCUGUGAUACUGGCUGUUCCAGGCUGCUGUGAGUCAUACAGGUAAACACAUUGAUAUUGCACCUUAAUUAAACUAAAUCGUUUUAACAAUAAUAUGGAGAGUUUGACACAUGGGCAGCAUAAAGCGCACAUGCCCCAUCACAUUGGAUAAGUAUAAUAGUCAGCCUGGCAACUGCCCUGUCUCCAGUGGGGACUUCCCAUGGCAGAACCUAUGGACCAGCCUCCAGAGGUCAACAGAGAACAGCUUACAUCAUUGCACCCUGAUUCCUGGACUGUGGAGUUGUUCUGAAUUAUUUGAUUUAAAUAAAAGUCUUUAUGAAGAAGCGUU